Lytechinus variegatus (green sea urchin) is the source of this 1020-nucleotide messenger RNA. RefSeq names its product WSC domain-containing protein 1-like. Gene Ontology annotation, molecular function: sulfotransferase activity. The transcript is spliced from 4 exons. Bases 73 to 996 code for a protein of 307 amino acids. NCBI's taxonomy places the organism in Eukaryota, Metazoa, Echinodermata, Echinoidea, Temnopleuroida, Toxopneustidae. The record is from RefSeq and is a predicted model, not a curated record.
UUCAGUUAUCAAUUGACUCAGGCAGAUUGACCUGUGAUAAGUUAUUUCGCGUGUCUGACAGUGAGAAUCAUUAUGAAUUUUGAAAGACUUGCGAUAUUUCUCAUUCUGCUUUCAGGGUUGAUAAUUUGCACGGUUUACAUAACUGAAGAUGAUUAUUAUUUAUCGGGAAUUAAAACCCUCAGAGAUAAAGUGAAACACAAGGUUAAAAACGACUCCAUCACUAUUCUAAACACAGAAUGGCGUGCAACUGAAGCAGGCCUUGUUUCCUGCAAUGAUACCAAACUAAUGCCAGAUGGAACAUUCCCACUGACAGCUUUAGCAAGUUAUCCAGGUUCUGGUAAUACAUGGAUGAGACAUCUUAUAGAGACAUCAACCGGAUACGCUACGGGACAUGUGGCACCAAGCUACAUACUCGUCAAUGCAGGUUUUAUAGGUGAAAGGGUUCCAACCUUCUCUGGGAGAACUUUGACAAUCAAGUCACAUUACUUUCAUCCUAAAAUGGAUAGUGCUAUUUUGAUUGUACGUAAUCCAUACCGAGCAAUGGUGGCCGAUUUUAACAGACAGAAAUCGAAUAAGACUGGAUUUGCAAAGGACGGCGUGUUCAAAACAGAAGGAUGGAGUAAUUUUGUCAAGAAUCAAGCCCCAAAAUGGUUUAAGCUCUACGAGAAAUACAUCUCAGAAUGCAACCACUUGGGCCACACCUGCAAGUCGAUGUUAAUCGUGUACUAUGAACAACUCCAACUACACCUUAAGGAUGAACUGCGACGAAUAUUGAAUUAUCUUAACGUCACGAUUGAUGAACAAAGACUUGCAUGUACAGUAAGAAAUUCAGAGGGACAAUUUCACAGACCAAAGUUGAAUAAAACACUGGAUCCAUUUUCACAGGUAGAUAGGAGUCCCGUGGAGGAAUCUUUGAAAAAAUAUCUUGAUUUGAUUGAACAGGAGGGCUUGGAGAAACCACCAUUAGAACUAAGCUCAUUUCCUAAUGAUAUUUAAUAUUGUAGAACCAAGGCAGUUCAU